Condylostylus longicornis is the source of this 2328-nucleotide messenger RNA. Its product is annotated as N-acetylgalactosaminyltransferase 6-like. The record is from RefSeq and is a predicted model, not a curated record. NCBI's taxonomy places the organism in Eukaryota, Metazoa, Arthropoda, Insecta, Diptera, Dolichopodidae. The transcript has 4 exons. Bases 173 to 2125 code for a protein of 650 amino acids. Gene Ontology annotation, cellular component: Golgi apparatus.
UAAAGCUUUCACGAGCUUGUUAAAACGAUCACUAUUUUUGAUACGAUCGUAAGUUAAAUAUUUUGAUAUAUUGGUUUUUAAAACAAUUAUUAUGUGCAUAUUUGAAUAUUUUCUGUAGAAAAGUAGCUCAAAUGCUUAAUUUAGUUCAUAAAAUUUUAUAACUUUGAACGAAAUGCGAACACGUGGGACUCUGUGUCUAGUGAAACUUUUAAUUGCCGCAUUUAUUGCUAUAACCAUAGGUUUAAUUAUAACAAGUUGGAUUUUGCCAAAUGACGAAUUGACAUAUAAAGAUAAACUCAAAGCUGAUACAUGGCAUUUCAACGACAUCCUUGGAAGAAAAGAAGCGCAGAUAGAGUUUGCUGAAAAUGUUAAUCAAAAAUUUAUUCAGAACGAAGAGAUGAAAGUAAGAACCGCCGAAGAAGAAGAAUUUGAAAAACAAAACCUUCCGCCUAUUGUUCACAACAUUGAAAGUGCCAAAAAUGCGAAAUAUUUACAAAUUCAAGAGGAUUAUGGUGAGGAUCGAAUAGAUUGGCAUGAUAGAAAUUAUAUGGAACAAGAGAAACUUAAAAUCGGAAUAGGAGAACAAGGAAGAUCAGCUCAACUUCCGUCAUAUGAAACUGAAAAUGAAAAAUUAAUAUUUAGUCAGAAUGGUUUCAAUGGUUUAUUAAGCGAUAAAAUCUCAUUGAAUAGAUCUUUACCGGAUAUUCGUUACGAGAGUUGUAAUUCAAAAAAAUAUUUAGCAGCUUUGCCAACUGUUAGUAUCAUUAUUCCAUUUUAUAAUGAACACUGGAGUACAUUACUACGGUCUGUUUAUAGUUGUUUAAACCGUGCUCCUUCUCAUUUGAUUAAAGAAAUCAUUUUAGUAGACGAUUGUAGUGAUAAAGAAUUCUUAGGCAAACAACUAGAUGAUUACGUUGCAGAAAAUUUGCCCAAAGUUAGAGUAAUUCAUCUUCAAGAACGUAGUGGAUUAAUUUUGGCUAGGUUAGCUGGCGCAAGAAAAGCAACAGCAGAUGUUUUAAUAUUUUUAGAUUCGCAUAUUGAAGCAAAUUAUAAUUGGCUGCCUCCUUUAUUAGAGCCAAUUGCUCUAAAUUCAAAAACAUGUGUAUGUCCCUUUAUUGACGUAAUAGAUCACACUACUUUUGAAUAUAGGGCUCAAGAUGAAGGUGCCAGAGGAGCGUUUGAUUGGCAAUUUUUUUAUAAAAGGUUACCAUUGUUACCUGAAGAUUUAGUAGAUCGAACAAAACCAUUUAGGAGUCCGAUAAUGGCUGGCGGAUUGUUUGCAAUUGGAAGAGACUUCUUUUGGGAACUUGGAGGUUAUGAUGAAGGUUUAGAUAUUUGGGGUGGCGAGCAAUACGAACUUAGUUUUAAAAUUUGGAUGUGCGGUGGUGAGAUGCUUGAUGCACCUUGUUCACGUAUUGGUCACAUAUAUAGAGGUCCUGCAGCCUUCAAAAGAGCGAGAACCACUGAUUUUCUUCAUAAGAAUUACAAGCGAGUUGCUGAAGUAUGGAUGGACGAAUAUGCAAAAUACCUUUAUGAUCGAGAUCCAGAACUUUACAAGAAUAUUGAUGCUGGUGAUCUGACAAAACAAAAAGCUAUUAGAUCAAAACUAAAAUGUAAGUCAUUUAAAUGGUUUAUGGAGGAAAUUGCCUUUGAUUUGCCAAAGGUAUAUCCUCCUGUUGAACCACCAGAUUUUGCUUUUGGUGCAAUUCAAAGUGAUUCCAAUCCGAAUUUAUGCCUUGAUACUUUAAAUGGUGGAAUAAAUGAAGAAAUUGGGCUAUACCCAUGUGCUCAAAAUUUGGUUAAUCCUCAAUUCAAUCAAAAUUGGGCUUUAAGUUGGCAUAAAGAUUUACGUCUUCGGCAUAGAACUACAUGUUUGGAUGUUUCACAAGGAAGUAAGAAUUCUCCUGUUGUACUAUAUGACUGCCAUGGUCAACGUGGUAAUCAACUUUGGUAUUAUGAUGUUGAAUCAAAGUGGCUCUUACAUGGUGGAAAUAAAAGAUGCUUAGAAGCUGCACCAAAAGUGAUGAAAGUUUAUGUGAAUAAUUGUAAUGAGUUAAAUUUAAAUAUGAAAUGGAAUAUUGGUUACGUAAAUUUAACUGCACUAAAAAAUUAUGAUAAAGAUUAAGGAGAUUUAUAAAUUAAGUUAUUCAUAACUACAUUAUUAAUAUUAAGUUAAAUAGUCUUGAGCCACUUUUCACUUUUAAAUCUUAAAAACAUUUUGGAAAAAUUGAUUUAUGAAUGUGCUAAACCAAAAACUUGUCAGUUGAAUUUCAGAUUUUCAUUUUUUAAUUCAGUAUUAUUUAAAUUCAAUGAACAUGAUAUUGUAAU